Molecule: messenger RNA, 2449 nt
Organism: Hypoxylon trugodes
Lineage: Eukaryota; Fungi; Ascomycota; Sordariomycetes; Xylariales; Hypoxylaceae
Product: glycogen synthase
Exons: 5
Coding region: 284-2413 (709 amino acids)
Biological process (GO): glycogen biosynthetic process
Cellular component (GO): cytoplasm
Molecular function (GO): alpha-1,4-glucan glucosyltransferase (UDP-glucose donor) activity
Source: RefSeq, a predicted model, not a curated record
CGUAACCAUGUAUAACAAUCUCAAACCGUAAGGAGGGGCCGAAUAGAAACAAAAUGAGUAAAACGAAAGAAAAGAGGGAGUAGAAGAGAGGAGAGAGGGGAAAAAAAGAAAGAGGGAAGAAAACAACAACCCAAUGCUAUUUUCAUCAAACUAACUAACCACUAACUAACUGGAAUUUAUUCAAUACAGUUACCAAUCUCCUUCUUCCUCCCUUUCCUCACAGUCUCCCUUUAUUGAGGUAUUUUCACCCCGUAUUUGGGUCUCAUCGUCGACUUUCAUCACAAUGGCUAGCGAAAGUGGGGAGAGAGCUCCUCGCGAAGUGAAGAACCACAUACUCUUUGAAAUUGCGACCGAAGUUGCCCACCGCGUUGGUGGUAUUUACUCCGUUAUUAAGUCCAAAGCGCCCGUGACCACCGCCGAGUAUGGAGAACGGUACACGCUUAUUGGUCCUCUUAAUCACCAAUCCGCCGCCGUUGAAGUUGAAGAACUAGAACCGAACACCCCAGAACUCGCUAAGAGCAUCGAGGCUAUGAAAAACCGGGGUAUUGGCAUACUCUACGGACGAUGGCUAAUUGAGGGCGCCCCGAGAGUCCUGCUUAUAGACACAAAAACCGCAUAUAAAUAUAUGGACGAGUGGAAAGCCGACUUAUGGAAUGUUGCUAGUAUUCCGGCCCCGCCAGGCGACGAUGAGACCAAUGAAGCAAUUGUUUUUGGCUACUUAGUUGCCUGGUUUCUCGGAGAGUUUGUCUGUCACGAGAAAAACAAGGCUGUCAUAGCCCAUUUUCAUGAAUGGCUCGCCGGUGUUGCUCUACCACUAACUAAGAAACGACGUAUAGAUGUCACCACCGUCUUCACUACGCACGCGACCUUGCUAGGCCGCUACCUCUGCGCUGGUUCCGUCGAUUUCUAUAACAACCUACAAUGGUUUGAUGUUGAUGCAGAAGCUGGAAAGCGUGGUAUCUACCACCGCUACUGUAUAGAACGUGCGGCUGCCCACUCCUGUGAUGUCUUUACCACCGUAUCGCAUAUUACCGCUUUCGAAAGCGAACAUUUACUUAAACGCAAACCCGACGGUGUAUUGCCGAAUGGACUUAAUGUCACCAAAUUUUCUGCGAUGCAUGAGUUCCAGAAUUUGCACCAACAGUCAAAAGAAAAAAUCCACGACUUCGUCCGAGGCCAUUUCUAUGGGCAUUACGAUUUUCUGCCCGAGGACACCGUAUACUUCUUCACCGCUGGCCGUUACGAAUUUCGGAAUAAAGGAGUCGAUAUGUUUAUCGAAUCUCUCGCCCGUCUCAAUCACAGAUUAAAGAAUGCCGGAAGCAAGACAACCGUCGUGGCGUUUAUUAUCAUGCCAGCACAAACCACAUCGCUGACAGUUGAAGCCCUAAAAGGCCAAGCAGUCAUCAAGUCCCUUCGCGACACCGUGGAUGUGAUUGAGCGUGGGAUUGGCCGCCGCAUCUUCGAGAGGUCAUUGAAAUGGCACGACGGGGACCCAAUGCCAGAUGAAAAGGAGCUUAUCACGAGCGCCGAUAGGGUUGUUUUGCGCCGUCGCCUCUUUGCCAUGAAAAGACAUGGGCUGCCACCCAUUGUCACACACAACAUGGUCAAUGACAACGACGACCCUAUCCUUAACCAGAUCCGGCGGGUGCAGCUUUUUAACCACCCUACCGAUCGCGUCAAAAUUAUUUUCCACCCUGAAUUUUUGAACUCAUCCAACCCCAUUUUGCCACUAGACUACGAUGACUUCGUGCGCGGGACAAAUCUGGGUGUCUUCGCCUCCUACUAUGAGCCAUGGGGUUAUACCCCCGCUGAGUGCACGGUUAUGGGUGUCCCUAGCAUCACUACUAACCUAUCUGGUUUUGGCUGCUAUAUGGAGGAACUAAUUGAGAAUUCGGCGGAUUACGGUAUUUACAUUGUGGACCGACGCACGAAAGGCGUUGAUGAUUCGGUCAAUCAGCUCACCUCCCACAUGUUCGAGUUCUGCCAGAAGAGUAGGCGUCAACGAAUUAACCAGCGCAAUCGGACUGAGAGGCUGAGCGAUCUCCUCGAUUGGAAGAGGAUGGGUAUGGAAUACGUCAAAGCACGGCAAUUAGCUCUACGGCGGGCAUAUCCAACUUCCUUCUCCGGUGAGGAAGAAGAUGACUUUAUACCAGGGGUUGAGCAGAAAAUCUCGCGGCCUUUCUCGGUUCCGGGUUCUCCUCGCGACCGAACGGGAAUGAUGACGCCCGGUGAUUUUGCGAGUUUACAAGAGGGGCGAGAGGGGUUAAGCACGGAGGACUACGUGGCGUGGAAGCUGCCUGAGGAGGAAGACCCGGAUGAGUAUCCGUUCCCGCUAACACUCCGGACGAAGAAGACGGGCUUCUCUGGGCCAGCGUCCCCUCUUGAUGGCGUACAAAUCAAUGGAAACCAGUGAGAAGGGGUUCGGCGGUUAAUAGGGCCAUGUUUAACC